AUGGACGACCCAGCGAUCCACUGCAGGGUGGACGGCGACACAGUGGAGGGGCUGCGCGGGAGGUUGGCGGCGCUGGGGCAGGCGCUGCGGGAGCUCGCGAGCAUCGUGAAGCUGCCCGUGGCAGCGAUCAUCGAGGCGAAGGCUCUCAGGGCUGCAGGAGAUAAGGGCUCGGCACGAGCCAUGGCGGUCCGGGAGGAGUCGGAGAACGGCGAGGGCUUGGAGGAGCUGGAUGUUGGCGGCUUGCAUGGCGCCGACUUCUGCCCUUGGGUCGGGGAACAUGGCUGGGACGGCUCGGACGGGGAGUCCGAGGGAGACGACGAGGACCUGUGGGAGCGGUGCGACGGCCUGGCAAGGCCCCUGGCCAGCGACGCGGGAAACUUCGUCGACGAGGCCGACGGCUCCAUGGGCGAGGCGGCCAGCGCCAUGGUGGAGCUGGCGUGGGAGGGACUCGAGGGAGAUGCCGAGGAGCAGUGGGCGCUGUGCGACGGCAUGGCGGAGAUCACGGGGGGCUGUGUCGACGAGGCCGACUGCUCCCUGCGAAACGCGGCCCGCGCCAUCUGGUGGAGCUGGCCGCGGAGGUGA
Prorocentrum cordatum is the source of this 582-nucleotide messenger RNA. The record is from the annotation of a GenBank genome assembly. NCBI's taxonomy places the organism in Eukaryota, Dinophyceae, Prorocentrales, Prorocentraceae.